Messenger RNA from Elaeis guineensis (African oil palm), 1183 nucleotides. Its product is annotated as E3 ubiquitin-protein ligase MIEL1. NCBI's taxonomy places the organism in Eukaryota, Viridiplantae, Streptophyta, Magnoliopsida, Arecales, Arecaceae. The record is from RefSeq and is a predicted model, not a curated record. Gene Ontology annotation, cellular component: nucleus. Gene Ontology annotation, biological process: ubiquitin-dependent protein catabolic process; protein ubiquitination. Gene Ontology annotation, molecular function: zinc ion binding; ubiquitin protein ligase activity.
CCUACUCUAAUUUUUUUUAAAAAAAAACAAAGACCGGGAUUUAAAAUUAUUGCUUCCGGCUUCUUUCUUUCCAAUUUCACUCCUGCCGGGUGCUCUCUUCUUCUGUGGGCUUCACAAAUGGAGUCUUCCGGUGAGAACAACGGUCGGGUGGAAUUCGGGAGGAUGGGCUACGGAUGCAAGCACUACAGGAGGAGGUGCAAGAUUCGCGCCCCAUGCUGCAACGAGAUCUUCCCCUGCCGCCACUGCCACAACGAGUCCACGAAUGAUCGCCACGAGAUCUGCCGUCACGAUGUUCAGAGGGUAAUUUGUGUGAUCUGUGACACUGAGCAGCCAGUUGCACAAGUGUGCUCGAACUGCGGGGUAAAUAUGGGGCAGUAUUUCUGUGGAGUGUGCAAAUUCUAUGAUGAUGAUAUUGAGAAAAGACAGUAUCAUUGCAAUGACUGUGGUAUCUGUAGAGUUGGUGGGAAAGAGAACUUUUUCCAUUGUCAGAAGUGUGGAUCCUGCUACUCUAUUGAUUUGCGUGAUAAGCAUGCAUGUGUGGAAAACUCAAUGAGGCACCAUUGCUCCAUCUGUUAUGAGUAUCUUUUUGAUUCCUUGAAAGAAACAACGGUUCUGAAUUGUGGGCAUACAAUGCAUUCACACUGUCUUCACGAGAUGAUAAAGCAUGAUAAAUACUCAUGUCCAAUAUGCUCCAAGUCAGUGAUUGACAUGUCAAGAACUUGGAGGAAAUUAGAUGAGGAGAUUGAAGCAACACUCAUGCCUGAGAAUUAUCGGCACAAGAAGGUGUGGAUCCUCUGCAAUGACUGCAAUGAUACGACUGAAGUCUUCUUUCAUGUCAUUGGCCGGAAGUGCGGUCACUGCCAGUCCUACAACACUCGAGUGGUUGCUCCUCCAGUGCUUCCUCGGUGAUCGGAUUCAGUUUCUCAAAACAUCUGCAUUCAUGGGCAGCUGAACACCUUCACAUGUGCUCCACCACACCUAGUGCUGUUGCCAAGAAAAAGCUGGUUCUUAAUGUUUUCGAUUUGCUGUAGUUGUAUUAUUUCAUCAGAUAUGUUGUUAUGUUGAUUUUUAUAUGCAUGGUGUUGUCUUAGUGUGACCCAAAUGGAUCGGCCGGUGAAUCCAAUAAUUUCCUGUAUGUUGAACUCCACCUGGUUCAUUCUAAAAGAAUUUAUGUUCCAAAUUU